Bombyx mandarina (wild silkworm) is the source of this 3016-nucleotide messenger RNA. RefSeq lists its product as uncharacterized. The record is from RefSeq and is a predicted model, not a curated record. Lineage: Eukaryota; Metazoa; Arthropoda; Insecta; Lepidoptera; Bombycidae.
GGAAAUCGGUAAAAUGAGACCUGGCAAACCUACUCCAAUUGCUACAUUUUCCCAACUUUGACAUUAAGUCGUGCAGUUGUGGAAGUUGUGAACGUAUGUGUAGUUCUUAAAAACAAUAUUUAUUUUUAUGUGGUGAUCAGAAAUAAACCAGAAAAAAACAAUGGCGCUAGCGACGGCCAAAGCGACGAUGGAGUCCCAGAACCUCAUCCAAACCGAGUCGAGGGUCCAGCACAGCUAUCAGGAGGUGGUCACCGAGCAGCGCCAGAUAAAGAAGAAGUCUAAAUCCACUAGACGGCAUAAAGAUGAAGGAUCAAUUUCUGUGUCUAAAAGCUCUGAAAAGAUUUACAAGAAAAUCAAGGCCGCCUCGGACGCGGAAUCGAACCCGAAGUGCGAGAAGUGCGCCCGUCCCGUCUACGCCAUGGAGAGGAUCAAGGCUGAGCGGAGAGUCUGGCACAAGGACUGCUUCCGAUGCGUUCAGUGCAACAAACAACUCACAGUGGAGACUUACCAGAGCGACCACACGACCUUAUACUGCAAGCCUCACUUCAAGCAUCUGUUCGAACCCAAACCUGUCGAAGAUGACGACGAGAUUGAUGCAGCACCGAAGAAACACCAAAUGAUAAUUUGCGAGAGCAACCCGGUCGAACUGCCGCCAGAUGUCGUUAGAGCGUCCGACAAACCGGACCUAGGGCUGGAGGAGCUGGCUUCCCUGGACGUGAAGUCCAGGUUCGAAGUGUUCGAGCGCGCCGCCAAGGGCAGCGACGAGCCUCCGCCCCUCGAGCACCGGGCCCCGCGCGAGAAGAGCACCGCCCUGCUCUCCAAGCUAGCCAAAUUCAAGGCGAAGGGCAUGGACAUCGGUGUGUCGGACGAGUACCUCAAUGGGGUUCCCGUAGAACCCAGCUCCAGCGAACAUGAAGAUGAAGAAGACGAAGACUCGAUCCUCAAGAAUUCGUACAAGCACAGCUCUAAGGGCGAGCAGCCGGUGUCCUUCUGCAACAUGAGCGAGAUAGUCGGCAGGUUCGAGAGCGGCCAGCACUCCGCCUCCGAGAGACACCGCGAGAGGAAACAGGAGAUCCAGAACAUCAGGAGCAGACUGUUCAUGGGCAAACAGGCCAAGAUCAAGGAGAUGUACGAACAAUCGGUCAUGCAAAGCGAACAGAGCGUUACGUCAGCCGACAAAAUAGCCCGCAACUUGGAACUGGAUAAAGAGAAAGCUCGGGCCAUAAAGCAGCGCUUCGAGAACGGCGAGCUUUUCAACGACGAAAACCAACCGCCCAGGAACAGGGAGAUCGACGACAAAGCUCUCUUCAAUGAAGGUAUCGGUAAGAAGUCUCGUUCUAUAUUCCUGGAGCUGGACGCGAACGCCAAGAGCACGGGCCCCGCGUCGCCGCCGCCACACCAGCCGCCGCGCCGCAAGGAGAUCCCCUUUGUGCCAAAGGACGUGGUCCGCGCGGCCGAUAAGCUUGAGGACGUGAAGAUCGAGACCGCGGAUAUAUCGGACCGGUUCAAGUUCUUCGAGACCUACAAACCGGAGACCAAGCGCAAGGAGUUCCGCAUGACGCCGCCCAGACAAGUCCAGCGCAAGUCUCCGUCGCCGGAGCCGUACCGCGCGCCGGACGUGGUGCGCGCCGACCAGCCCGCGCCGCCGCCCCCCGCCGCCCGCACCUCCCACAUCAUCUCCGUGUUCCGCCAGCUCGAGCACUCGCAGCAGCAGCAACAGCCGACAGGUCCCAAGCCGCUGAAGUGCUUCACGCCCCCUCCUCCCGGGGAGGGGAGCCGUCACCUCGACACCUCGGAAGACGAGUACUCCUCGGAGUACGAAGACGACAGCGAGGACGAGCGCAGGAGACAGUACCUGGACGCCAGAGACAGAGACGAGGCUCUCAAACAGGCGCAGCAGUUGGCCAGAACUAAGAGCUUCCGCGAUCGCUUCGAGCACUGGUCCGAGUCGGAACCGCGACGGUCACCGUCCGCCGUCGUCAUCGAGCGCGAACAAAAUGACGACGAGGGAGAAUCUCAGCUAGAGACCGCUAAGAGUUUACGUCAGAAGUUCGAGAACAUGCAAGUUCACCAGACGCCGGUCACCAAGACCUUCGCUAACAAAGUCAAUCGAUUCGUGUAAAGGCGAAAUUAAGGAAGCCGUGAAACCAAAGGAAUAUUUUACUUACGAAAUUAGUUUUUUUUAAAUAUAUAAUUACAUGUUUGUCUUGCCAAGUUUAUAGUCGAUUUUUUUAUUUAAUUUUUCUUGUUAUUCUUAAUAGAACAUUAUCAAUCAAACAUUUAUAGAUUAUAAAUGAAUAAUUUGAACAUUGGUUAAAGUGUUAACCAUUGAAAUUCUGAUAAAUAUUGUUUGAUAGAUAUUACUGAGAAACAUGACAUUUUUUACUAAUUUGCAUAAACAUCGAAUAAUAAUUUAAGUGGAUUUAAAAAAUAUGUCUAAUUAGGUAUUAGUUAAAUGUUUAUUUAUAUAGUAGAAUUGAUAAGGAUGAACAUUUUUUAAGAGAAAUCAAAGUGCCUUCUGAGUGCAAUUUUGUUCUAAAUAGUAAUUUAUGUAUACACAUAUUUUUGUUGUUUGAUAAUAAGUAUCCUUAGAUUUAUUCAAAGUUUCUAAGUCCUAUAUACAUAAUAAUAUCGUCAUUGUCGCUCAUUCGAAUUUUAAGUGAAACAUUAUUCAUAUUUUCUUGAAUAUAUUCAAUAAGGUAUACCGCUCGCUAUAUCUUAUCUGACAUAUAUAAAAUUUUCGAAUAUUUACAAAUUGUUUUAUUUUUAAAUAUUUUAUUCAUAAAUUAAAGAUUGACAUAAUUAAGUAAUCUUGCCGAUACUUGCACUGUGCCAUUAUUUUGAUAUUUAUGUAAAAUAUAUUCAUAUACAAAUUAACAAUUUAGUAGUUUAUAAACGUUUUACGAAUCUGACUGAAAAUUGAUAUUUCUCACUGUAUUUUGUUUUGUACUUAACAGAUUUAUUAAAGGUUUUGUACCGUUAUCUAAUAAUUACGAAUGUGGUCAUUUUUAAGAAA